Pygocentrus nattereri (red-bellied piranha) is the source of this 2272-nucleotide messenger RNA. RefSeq names its product C1q and TNF related 1 (gene c1qtnf1). Lineage: Eukaryota; Metazoa; Chordata; Actinopteri; Characiformes; Serrasalmidae. The coding region runs from base 203 to 1057 and encodes 284 amino acids. Gene Ontology annotation, molecular function: protein binding. The record is from RefSeq and is a predicted model, not a curated record. The transcript is spliced from 4 exons.
CCCUGCUCCUGAUGGCACGCUGAGUUUGGGAGUGCACGAGGGAGAUGUCUUGCAAAGCCUGACAGGCGAACACACUCUCAAAAGAAGAAAGAGAGCAAGAGGGAGAGAGAGCACAUUGCCAGCUAACACAUUCUUGCACUUACGGUGCAAAACAAAGAAGAUCUCCUAACAAGCUUUAGUUUGACCUCCAACACUAGAGCACAUGUUCCAGAUGAUGCAGGUGUCUGGUGGUCGCGGGAUUCCCCUGCUGGUGAUGAGCGUUGGACUACUGUUGCUGGUUUGUGCAAAGUGGGCUGAGCCGUACAGGACACCUCACCCCGAGGAAGAUCAGGACAGAUAUGAUCCCAGAGAUUACCACCAAGAAACAGAUUACCAUAGAGAUAACAGUGAAAGGAGGAGAACAGAGUGCAGGCGAUGUUGUGAUCCAGUGGAGGAACCACUCCAGUAUGGCAGCAAUUACCCACAAUACCAGGUGGUUCCACAGAUAAACAUCACUAUCCUCAAAGGGGAAAAGGGAGAAGUUGGCCAGCGAGGGUCCUAUGGGAAAACAGGCAAGAACGGGCAGAUGGGCCCAAGAGGACCUCAUGGCUUGAAAGGCACCAAGGGCAGCAUAGGAACUCCAGGAGAACCCUGCAAGUCCUACUACGCUGCUUUCUCUGUCGGCCGCAAGAAGGCUCUGCACAGCAAUGACUACUACCAGACCCUGGUGUUUGAUACUGAGCUGGUCAACCUGUACGGUCACUUUAACAUGUUCACAGGAAAGUUCUUCUGCUAUGUGUCAGGGAUUUACUUCUUCAGCCUGAAUGUGCACACGUGGAACCAGAAGGAGACGUACCUGCACGUGAUGAAGAACGAGCAGGAGAUGGCCAUCCUGUACGCCCAGCCCAGUGAUCGCUCCAUCAUGCAGAGCCAGAGCCUGAUGCUGGAGCUGGAAAGAGAUGACGAAGUGUGGGUACGACUCUUUAAGGGCGAGAGAGAAAACGCUGUAUUCAGUGAUGACUUUGACACUUACAUUACAUUCAGCGGCCACCUCAUCAAACCCAAGAGUGAAGGCUAGCAGACCUCUGUGAUGUGUCUACAGGCAUAAAACACAUCCAAGUAUAUUUGCAUUGAAUAACUGAAAUAACAUCUUGUUGCUUACUUCUUGUAUCAUUUAUAUUGGACAUGUAGUAGGCUAUGUAAGAGUAGCCCCUCUCAAAUAAUAUAACAUUAUUAUCCACCAAUCUGAGUAUGACGUGAACAAAGGUAUGAGAAAAAUAUCAGAGGCUUUGGGAGCAUAACGUUGAAUCAAGGACCAAAUUUAAUGACUUUCAUUAGGUCCAUUAUAGUGGUGUUGCGGAGUUAGUGGUUGGCAUUGAGUGACAAAUUCAUUGUUGUCUGGAAGCUGGAAGUUUGGAACUGAUUUUGCUGGAUACACAAACACUGCAAGAGGAUAACAGGAUUCAGUAACAUGCAUCAAUUAAACGCAUAUACAACUCUUGAAUAUAACCUACAGUACUGUGCAAAAGUCAGAGCCCACCCUUUGUUUAUUAAAUUUAUAGUUAAAAUGGUGAUUAAACAUGAGUUAUUCACUUUGCAGAAAUGAUUGGGUAUAACUUUAUCCAGCUACAUAAGAAUGGGGAAAGUCAAAUAAGUUUCUAAAAGUUAAAAAAAUUAUUAAAAGAUAUUUAGUGAUUGCGACUUCUAUGUAAUUUUCUGUUAUAUAUGCACGCUACUUUUUUCUGGUGUUGAAAAAGGAAUAAUUGAAAAAAAAAGUUUUAUUUUGAGUCGAAAUAAAUCAAACAAAUGAAUAAAUAAAUGAAGGGUGGUGUUGCACAAUAGUGAAUAUCAAUAAAAAUUGAGCUCUUUAAAAGAAUCAAUUAAAGAUACACUCAGCUUCAAAUUUUGCUAAACAGGAAAUAUUGAGGUUUGUGUUAUAAAAGAGAUCAAAUCAAGCCUCUGAAUAAUUAAAAUAACCUAAAAUAACUUAGCACAUGCAAACUCACUGCCAGUCUAGACUGUGUUUUUCUUGCUGCAUCAUCUUGCACUAGUCUAUAAAAUGCUAUGGUGAAGUUCAAAUCAAAAAAGGUGCUCUAGUCAAUGACGAUACAGUUUGAUGGUGCUGUUGAACAUUUGAAAUAUGCACAUAUUCUAUUUUCUAUAACUGUAUUUUUUUAUUCUCAGAAUUGGUAUGUUUACAGUGUCUGUAAGCUUGUAAGGGACUUGAAUUAUACAUAAUGUAAACGAUGCAAAUGAAAUUUUACAUAAUAAUAUUAAAAAAAACUCAUUUUAA